This is a messenger RNA of Ricinus communis (castor bean), 2539 nucleotides long. Its product is annotated as 3-hydroxy-3-methylglutaryl-coenzyme A reductase 3. Gene Ontology annotation, molecular function: protein binding; hydroxymethylglutaryl-CoA reductase (NADPH) activity. Bases 243 to 1973 code for a protein of 576 amino acids. Gene Ontology annotation, cellular component: endoplasmic reticulum membrane; peroxisomal membrane. The record is from RefSeq and is a predicted model, not a curated record. Gene Ontology annotation, biological process: sterol biosynthetic process; coenzyme A metabolic process; isoprenoid biosynthetic process. Lineage: Eukaryota; Viridiplantae; Streptophyta; Magnoliopsida; Malpighiales; Euphorbiaceae. The transcript is spliced from 4 exons.
GCCGUACGUGUGGGCAGAGGGAGAAGAAGAAGAAGAAGAAGAGGAAGAGGGACAGGGGGCUUGGGGCAAUGCAUUCAUUUAUAAAAAGCAAUAAACUUUUCCUAAUCCUUCGCUUCUCUUCUCAACUCUCAGCUAUCAUUUCGCCUUUUUUCUCUCUUCCAACUUAUUUUUCUUUUUUUUUUUUUUUUUUUUUUUUUAAUUGUUAACCGCCCCCAACCAACUACUCUAACCAACUGAUUUCUAUGGACGAGGUUCGCCGGCGUCCUGCCAACCACGUCCCUCAUCAUGAUUCCGCAGCCGGCGAACCACCCUUUCCUAUGAAAUCUACCUCCUCCGAUGCUCUCCCUCUCCCCCUCUACCUUGCUAAUGGGGUCUUCUUUUCGCUCUUCUUUUCGGUUGCUUACUUUCUGCUCCACCGAUGGCGGGAAAAGAUCCGUAAUUCGACUCCUCUCCAUAUACUUACCUUCCCUGAAAUAGCAGCCUUGUUUUGCUUGGUUGCUUCUGUUAUCUAUCUUCUUGGUUUCUUUGGCAUUGGCUUUGUUCAGUCUUUCACUUCCAAGGAUAUUGUUGAAGAUUAUGAUCACAACAUUCUCAAACAAGAUACUCGCCUGCCAGGCCCUUGUCCUGCUUCUCUCGACAAUGAUAAUGUCCCUCCUCUCAAACCCAAAACGACUAAAGCUGUGCCACCAAAUACUCUUGCACCCCCACCGACUUUGUCUUCUGAUGAUGACGAGAUUAUCAAUUCAGUUCUCUCUGGCUCCCUUCCUUCUUACUCCCUUGAAUCAAAGCUUGGAGACUGCAAAAGGGCUGCUGCUAUUCGCCGCGAGGCUCUUCAGAGGAUGACGGGUAGGUCGCUGGAAGGUUUGCCCUUGGAUGGGUUUGAUUACGAGUCCAUAUUGGGUCAGUGCUGUGAGAUGCCAAUUGGGUACGUCCAGAUUCCUGUUGGGAUUGCUGGGCCAUUGUUGUUGGAUGGAAAUGAAUACACUGUGCCAAUGGCAACUACGGAAGGUUGCCUUGUGGCAAGCACCAAUAGAGGAUGCAAGGCUAUUUAUGUUUCUGGAGGGGCUACUUCUACUUUGUUGAGGGAUGGCAUGACCAGGGCUCCUGUUGUCAGGUUUCAAACUGCUCAAAGAGCUGCUGAGCUGAAGUUCUUCAUGGAGGAUCCUAACAAUUUUGACACCAUUGCCCUUGUUUUCAACAAGUCAAGCAGAUUUGGAAGGCUCCAAAGCGUCCAAUGUGCUAUAGCAGGAAAAAAUCUUUACAUGAGGUUUAGGUGCAGCACAGGUGAUGCCAUGGGGAUGAACAUGGUCUCCAAAGGAGUCCAAAAUGUCCUGGAUUAUCUUCAAAAUGAAUUCCCUGACAUGGAUGUUAUCGGCAUCUCUGGGAACUUCUGUUCGGACAAGAAGGCAGCAGCUGUAAACUGGAUAGAAGGACGUGGAAAAUCUGUAGUUUGUGAAGCCAUCGUAAAAGAAGAGGUGGUUAAGAAGGUUCUGAAAACCAAUGUAGCUGCCCUGGUGGAGCUUAAUGUGCUUAAAAACCUCACUGGCUCAGCCGUGGCAGGUGCUCUUGGUGGGUUCAAUGCCCAUGCUAGCAAUAUUGUAACUGCAGUCUACUUGGCCACUGGACAGGAUCCUGCUCAAAAUGUAGAGAGUUCUCACUGUAUCACCAUGAUGGAAGCUGUUAAUGAUGGCAAGGACCUUCACAUCUCAGUCACGAUGCCUUCCAUUGAGGUGGGUACAGUUGGAGGUGGCACUCAACUGGCAUCUCAAUCAGCUUGCCUGAAUCUACUUGGAGUGAGGGGUGCUAGCAAAGAUUCUCCAGGAUCAAACUCAAGGCUUCUGGCUACCAUUGUGGCUGGUUCUGUCCUGGCAGGGGAGCUGUCCCUUAUGUCGGCUCUUGCAGCUGGACAACUUGUUAGGAGCCACAUGAAAUACAACAGAUCUAGCAAAGAUGUGUCCAAAACAGCUUCCUGAAGGGCAAUACAGAUGCCAUCUCUAGUUGAGAUGACCAGACUCAAAGUUUUAAAAUGGAAAACUAGAAAUUACUUUUUGCAUUCAAAAAAAUAUUGAAGCAUAUCAUAGUGGAUGGCAAGUGUUGUGGGGACAAGGACAAAGAUGUCCCAUGUGAAGGAACAAGUUAAAAGUAAAUAAAUAAGUAGAGCCUGUUCUUCUAGCUGGUGUUAAAUUACAGGAGCCAUGCGAGGCUGGUGGGUUAUAUCUCCAAGAUUUUUCAAGAAGCCUACAAUUGUGUGAGAUUUUAAGGGGAUUUAAAAGGUUGCCACUUAUUUUCUCCCAUAGGCUCCAACAUUUGGUAUCUUCCUCCUGCAAAUUAAACUUGUGAUAUUUCUUUGUAACAUUGUUCAUUGAAUUUGUUGUUGAUUGGUCUUCUGGUAUGUAUUAUUUAGGAAUUUAAGAACAUGUUUGUAAUAGGACUUAGAUCUGUUUAAAUAUGUACUAUCUGUCGGUGUAGCUCUUCACAUGAUUGUAUGAAACCAUCAAUUUGCCUGGAAAUGCACAUGUUCAAGAAUCUUAUUUGUUUA